This is a messenger RNA of Penicillium alfredii, 1263 nucleotides long. Its product is annotated as putative DnaJ domain protein (Mas5). Gene Ontology annotation, cellular component: cytoplasm. The transcript is spliced from 5 exons. Bases 1 to 1263 code for a protein of 420 amino acids. Gene Ontology annotation, molecular function: Hsp70 protein binding. The record is from RefSeq and is a predicted model, not a curated record. Lineage: Eukaryota; Fungi; Ascomycota; Eurotiomycetes; Eurotiales; Aspergillaceae. Gene Ontology annotation, biological process: protein refolding.
AUGUUGGCGCAAGCUGAGGUUGACCUCUACGAGGUCCUAGAGAUCCAUCGCGGCGCGAGCAAGGAUGAGGUUCGGAAGGCAUACCGGAAGGCUGCGCUCGCAAGCCAUCCUGACAAAGUCCCCGAAUCCGAGCGCGAAGAGGCCGAGAUCAAGUUCAAGUCUGUGCAGGAGGCAUAUGAUAUCCUCUACGAUGAAGAAAAGCGAGAAAUCUACGACACCCAUGGCAUGUCUGCAUUCAACGGCUCCGGCGAACCCGGGAUGGGCGCUGCACCCGACCUCGACGACCUGCUAGCGCAGAUGUUUGGUAUGGGUGGCAUGGGCGGCAUGCCAGGAGGAGCUGGACCCCGUCCGAACCGACCGCGGAGAAGCGCCAACGAGGAGCAAGACUAUGAAGUUAGCCUCGAGGACCUGUAUAAGGGCAAGACGGUCAAGUUUGCCAGCACGAAGAACAUCAUCUGCGGCCUGUGCAAGGGCAAGGGCGGCAAGGAGAAGGCGACGGCCAAGAAAUGCUCGACUUGCGACGGCCAGGGAUACAAAGAGGUCUUGACCCGGAUGGGCCAGUUUCUUACUCAGUCCACAGCUCCCUGUACCGUGUGCAACGGGCAGGGCUCUUUCUUCAGCCCCAAGGAUAAAUGUAAGAAGUGCAAGGGGAAGAAGACGACGGAGGAGAAGAAGAUCCUGGAGAUUUGGAUCCCCCGAGGCGCACGGGAGGGAGAGAAGAUCGUGUUGGAGGGCGAGGCGGACCAAGUCCCCGACCAAGAGCCUGGCGAUAUUGUUUUUAAGGUGGUCGAGGAGGAACACCCGGUAUUCACCCGGGCCGGCUCGGAUUUGAGCGCGACUAUCGAUAUCACGCUGGCCGAAUCCUUGAGCGGGUUCUCGCGCGUCGUGAUCAAGCACCUUGAUGGCAGAGGCAUCGAGCUCAAGCACCCCCAGACCCCCGGCGGAAUUCUUUCUCCGGGACAAGUGCUCAAGAUUCCUGGCGAGGGAAUGCCCAUCAAGCGCAGCGACAAUCGCGGGGACUUGUAUUUGGUGGUCAAUGUCAAAUUCCCCGACGCGAACUGGAAGCCCACCCCGGCGAUGCUGGAGAAACUCAAGGAGCUGCUCCCGAAGCCGGACACGCCCAUUGUGUCAGACACCGUGGACGAGGUCGACUACGACCCCAAGGCUAAAUUGGAGGACUUUGGUGCUCAUGAUGGCCAUGGCGGAUCGGCCUGGAUGGACGAAGAUGACGACGAGGAACCGGCGCAGUGCGCGGCUCAAUAA